Molecule: messenger RNA, 2633 nt
Organism: Spea bombifrons (plains spadefoot toad)
Lineage: Eukaryota; Metazoa; Chordata; Amphibia; Anura; Pelobatidae
Gene: CCDC142
Product: coiled-coil domain containing 142
Exons: 11
Coding region: 159-2615 (818 amino acids)
Source: RefSeq, a predicted model, not a curated record
UUUGGAACGCGGCGUGCGUUUCACGCGGAGACGUUUACUAGGAAGGAGUCGAGUCUGUCCUGCGGUUACCAAGAUCGAGACAUGGAUGGAUUUCACCUGACGGCUCGAGACACAGACCGCCGGACGCCCGUUACGGGGGCCAACAAGGGCCGGGAGACAUGAGAAAUCAAACGGAGGACGGGGCAGGUGUUGCGUCCCUGUCCUGCUCCCCCGUGCGGCUGCUGUUACAGAGUGUGGAAUCCACUUUUGGUGGCCCUGAUGACCUCACUGAUUGCCCCCCAGAGACGAGCGACCUCCAACCUGGGGUCUCCACUCACACUCCGCUGGAUCACGUGCUGAGUGCAAUCGCACAGAGGAAUUUUCCCUCCCCGAUUCCGUCAGCCGCUCAGGCCGAUCGUGUCAGCCGCUUGAUCCGUCUCACCACCCAGCGGCACUUCCUGUUCCUGUCCCGCCAUCUUGCCGUGUGCCUGAAGGGGGCCACAGAUUUAAUUAACCAUCUGUGCGCUAGACUGGAUCAGGGACCCCUCAGGCCAUCAGAAAUGGGAGCUCUUUGCCGCCGGCUGCGGCAACAGAUCCGGAACAUGAGGACGUUCCAGCGGACGCUCCGCGAGGACCGGUGGCCGUCCCCGAGCUCUCCCGCCCUCCGUCGGGCUGUGGGGCAGAUGCAGAGGGUGCUGGCGCUCCAGUGUGCGCAGGCCGCGCGUCUCACGGAGCAGUGUAUUCUCUCUGUGCUGCGCCACGUGGCACUCUCGCCAUCAGAUGCCUCGGGAGAGCUGGCCCAGGCUCUGUCUGUCUACAACCACGGGGUAUCUGAGCUCCGCGCAGGGGCAGAACGCUGCAAAGGACUAUCCGUGUUCUCCACCCUCAGGGCGAUGAGGCUUGUGGCAGAGCAGAGGGGCCCCGCGCUGGCGAGGUUGUUCUGCCAGGGUCCGCAUAGGCCGGGCCUGGAGGCCGCCGUCAGGGACAGGUUUGGACGCGGUGUCCAGUGGGAAGCAGCCAGGCUACGGCUCGGCCCGGAUGCGGCCCCGGUUGGUGCUGAGGCUCUGGGGGUUCUGGCCGAGACGGACAGGGACCAAGUGACUGCCCUCCUCCGAAUCCUGGCACAGUUAGACCCCGCGCUGAGGGCUUCCGGCUGGCAUGCGGAUGGCGGCCAUGGUGUGUCUGACGCGGCUCUCUGCACGCAGUACUCUGCCCGUCUGUGGCCGGUGUUUUAUGCCCACGUGUACCCUGCACUGUACCCGGGGCUGAGAGGACGCUGGCAGCUCCCGUCCCUGUCGGCGUGCGGUGAGGCCGCCGCUCUCCCCGCCGUCCAAAACCUUCAGGACACGCUGACGUGCGUGUGGCUCCCGGAGCGCUGCCGCUCGGAGGGCCGGAGUCUGUGCCUGCGCCUCCUCUCCACCUGUGUGUUCGUUGCUUGGGACGGAGGUGUCUGCGCGGCUCUGAGCGCCGCUCUCACUGAUAAGUGUGUGGCGCAUGCAGCCAGGGAGGAGAGCGCGGGGGAGGAGAGCGUGGCGCAUGCAACCGGGGAGGAGAGCGCGGCGCAUGCAGCCGGGGAGGAGAGCGCGGUGCGGAGCAGGACGGCUGGGCUCCUGGCAGGGCUCUGCCGCUGGCUCUGUCUGCUGCUGCCCGGGCCGGACGGUGCGGUGGAGGACGUCUCUCUCGGUCGCUGUGUUUGCACUCUGCAGCUCUGUGAUCUCUGGCUGAGAAGUCGCUCGCAGCUCUAUGUCUCUGCCGGAGCGCUCGGCCAGUUAGCGUUCCUGUCCUAUGGAGACCUCCCUGUCUUGGACAGAGAGACGGACGGACUUUGUGCUGGGAUUUCUGGGAGUGGGAGUUUGAAAUGGCGACUGAGCUUCCGGUUGUAUCAGCGGCUGCAGGCAGCGAGGCGAGGUCUGGAGGGACUGUCUCUGUCUCUCCCGCACGCGCUGGGGACGUCCUGCGAACGCUCAGCCCGUCACGUCUUCCAGCAUCUCAUGCCAGGCGCCCGCUACUGGCGAGGGACCUUCGCUACAGACUCUGUCGUGUCUCCCGGCGAGUACUCGCUGUCGGCGGUCCGUGCCGUGCUGGUGCCGGUUCUGGACGGGGUCCGGAUGCUGCCCGCAGAGGGCCAGGUGGGCUCUCUGGCCGUGGCUGUCAGCAGCUUUAUGGAGGCCUGGAUGGGCCACAUCCUGCGGGAGAAGCUGAAGUUCAGCCUGCAGGGGGCUCUCCGUCUGAGAUGUGACUUUGAGAGCGUCCGUGUGUUGCUGCGCUCUCCCAGCGCGGGGCUGUCUCCGGAGGUGAUGGAGGCCGUGUUUUUCCUCCCCGUAUUCCGGCAGUCGGAUAAUGCCGUCAUCUGUCUCCUUCAGCAGCCGUCUCGCAGGGUCUGCCUGCGCUCUGCCGCGCGGCCGCUGCUCUCCUGCUGCCCCGUUCUGUGCGGAGCCGCCGUGGACAGCGUGUCCGACAGCCUGCAGAGCCUGGAGAGCGUGGAACGCGGAGCGUGGGGGACGCAGCGAUCCGCCACCCAGCACAGCCGCAGCUCCUACCUGCCUCACAACCAGCAGCAGUGGCUGUCUCUGCGGGUCCGCAAGGGCUGGAGCGGCGCGUCUGGGUUAGUGGAGCCGGACACGUCGGAGGGCUGAGCGCCGGCGGCCACGGGC